AUGGUGACCCUCAUCUUCUUUUCUGUUCUUCAGGAUCUCAGCAACUUCUACGCUCAGUAUAAGUCCAUUGAGCCGUAUCUGAAGAAGAAGGACGAGAGCCAGCAGGGAAAGGAGCAAUACUACCAGUCCAUGGAGGACCGCGACAAACUGGACGGAUUGUAUGAGUGCAUCCUGUGUGCGUGCUGCAGCACCAGCUGUCCCAGCUACUGGUGGAAUGCGGACAAGUACCUCGGGCCGGCCGUCCUCAUGCAGGCUUACCGCUGGAUGAUCGAUUCCAGAGACGACUUCACAGAAGAACGGUUAGCAAAACUGCAGGAUCCCUUCUCACUGUACCGCUGCCACACCAUCAUGAACUGCACCAGGACGUGUCCCAAGGUACGUGGUAAUGAUCCGUGGCACGUUGACAGAUAA
Messenger RNA from Staurois parvus, 411 nucleotides. The record is from the annotation of a GenBank genome assembly. NCBI's taxonomy places the organism in Eukaryota, Metazoa, Chordata, Amphibia, Anura, Ranidae.